Molecule: messenger RNA, 3144 nt
Organism: Limanda limanda (common dab)
Lineage: Eukaryota; Metazoa; Chordata; Actinopteri; Pleuronectiformes; Pleuronectidae
Gene: myocd
Product: myocardin
Exons: 13
Coding region: 1-3144 (1047 amino acids)
Biological process (GO): cardiac muscle cell differentiation; smooth muscle cell differentiation
Source: RefSeq, a predicted model, not a curated record
AUGAAUGCAGUGACAUGCUCCGAGAUCCACAACAGCCGCUCAGAAGACAGGCAGAAUCCUGGACACCUGCAGAGUUCUGCACAGGGUCAUGGAGCCACUGGACAGCUGACGGAGACGAAAAACCACAUAUUAAAGAAACAGCCUCCAUCGGCACGAGGCGAGAAUGUGCUACAGUUAAGACUUCAGCAGAGGAGGACACGAGAGCAGCUGGCAGACCAAGGCAUCAUGCCUCACCCGGCCUCAGACGGCUCCUCUGUGGAGGCCCAGCUGAGGCUAAAGCGAGUCCGGCUCGCCGAGGACCUGAACGAGAAGCUGGCUCUCAGGCCGGGGCCCCUGGAGCUGGUCCACAAGAAUAUCAUUCCCCUAGACUCUGCCGACACAAUGACAGUAAACCAUGGCAAGUUCCCGAAGCAGGAGGACUCCUACACGUUCGAGGAGGACAGCAGCAGCGAGAGUCUGUCUCCGGAGCAGCACCACAGUGACGAGUCCCAGGGCUCAGCCUGUGCUUCAUCGGAGGCCGUGGGCAGCACGCCCUCCUCCUCUUCCUCACCUGCCCUCACCAGCCCACGACAGGGGGGAGCAAUCAGAGACCCACCUGAUCAGAGCCACGAUGAAGGGCUGUCCGGUGUCAACAACAGCGUGGCUACACCCCCCAUCCCUGUUCCUGCUAUUGUCAAGUCCAAGACAUCAGACAAGAACCGACACAAGAAACCCAAAGAUGUGAAGCCCAAAGUGAAGAAGCUCAAGUACCACCAGUACAUUCCUCCGGACCAGAAGGCCGAGAAGUCCCCUCCACCCAUGGACUCGGCGUACGCGCGCCUCCUGCAGCAGCAGCAGCUCUUCCUGCAGCUGCAGAUCCUCAGCCAGCAGAAACACUCUCACGCACAUCCACAGACGCAGCAGCAGCAGCAGCAGCAGCACACACACUCUCCGCAGGCCCAGGCUCAGCAGAGGCAGCCGACUUUCAGCUACCAGCCUCACCUGCCGGCCCAGAGCCACAAAGGAUCCAGUGAGCAGAUAUCGGCUUGCAGCCCCAGUGGCCCGUCCAGCACAGCCAACAGUAACUCCUCCUCUCCAGUGAAGAGCACAUAUCCCAACCAAAGUAACAUCUCACCAGUCAAACCUGGGCCCCUGCCAGCCAAUCUAGACGACCUAAAAGUCUCAGAGCUCAGGCAGCACCUGCGUAUCCGAGGCAUGCCUGUCUCAGGUACCAAGACCGCCCUCAUCGAGCGACUCAGGCCCUUCAAGGACUGCCACGCCGGCUCCUCGCCCUCGGACUCCUCCGACAUCACCACGGUGACCUUCCCCGUCACACCCACCGGGUCCCUGUCGUCCUACCAGUCCCCGUCCUCCUCCAGCGCCCUGUCUCAGGGAGGCUACUACCAGUACCCCAGCACCUCCUCCACCCCGCCCAUCUCUCCGGCCUCCUCUGAGCUGUCCCUCAGCGGCUCGCUCCCCGACAGCUUCAGCGACGUGCCCAUGUCCUCGCCCACGCAGUUCGCCCUGCAGCCGUCCCCGGCCCAGCUCGGAAUGGAGGACGGCCUGACAGGGGGGGGGCACCAGGGCGGCGGGGGACAGAGGGUGGGGGAAGGCGGAGCAAUGGACGGCCUGGAAGCUGAAAAGGAUAAGAUGCUGGUGGAGAAGCAGAAGGUGAUUGAGGAGCUGACGUGGAAGCUGCACCAGGAGCAGAGACAGGUCGAAGAGCUGAAAAUGCAGCUCCACAAGAGGAAACGCUGCUACGGAGCAACACAGGACGCCGUCCCUCCUCCCCCUCACCCCUCCAUGCACCACCAGCAGACUCCCACCAUGAUGGGACAGCACUUCUUUGGGGUGACUGUAAAGCAGGAGCCAAUGUCCCUGUCCUCCAGCUGCCCUCUGUCCAAUCCCAAACAGCUAAAGAGCCCUGCUGGCAAAUGCAUGGAGGAGAUGGGGCACUGUAACACCUCCCUCACCAAUCUGGGGGGCCCCGGGGGGCCACAGUGCAUGGACACGGCCCCGGCCACAGGCAGCCCCUCCACCAUGUCCGCUUUCCUCAGUCCACAGUGCUCACCGCAAGACUCUCCCAAUGCAAAGCCUUCCAGUAGUCCCCAGCCCUCGUCUCCUAACAACCCCUACCUGCUCUCCCCUACACUGGGAAGGGACAGCUGCGGUCACCACCACCCCCCACCAGGCAACAGCAGAGCACGCAACAUGCAGAUCCACCAGAAGAGCGGUGGCCAGGUGGUGAACUGCUCCUAUACUUCUGACCAAAGAGGCCUUCAGGGAGACUUCCCCCCCUCAACCGACUGUGGCCUUAACCACAUUAGCGCAGCCAAAGCUGACAACCAGAACAUGCAACCAAAGAUUUCAGUAUUGCCCUCUCCUCGGCAUGUUGGCCAAAAAAGCCAGGUCUCUUCCCCUGCCUUCAGUAGCUCAGAUUCAGAUGCUUCUGACUUAAGACAGCCCCCAUGCUAUGAGGAUGCAGUGAAGCAGCAACUGACCAGAAGUCAGCAGAUGGAUGAACUUUUGGAUGUGCUCAUAGAGAGUGGAGAGAUGCCAGCUAACGCCAGAGAAGAGAGGGAGAGGUCCUCUGUAACCAAAGUUGUGCCUCACAUUACUGUGUCCCCAGGGUAUCCCGGCCUCCUCAUCCCAAGGUUCCACCGUCACUAUGAGCACCUGUACCCCGCACAGCAACCGUACGACCACUCAGGCAAUCACAUCACAGAGAGCCACCUGGAGACUCUGCUUGGGAGUCCAAUCGGCCGGGGAGGGGAAGCGGCCCUUCUUAAAAUGGCUACCGAGGACGGGGUUGAUGACGAAGGGAACCGAGAGGGCGAAGGGUACGGCAGCCCCCACAACCACCACCGCCACCCUCACCAUCCACCACAGGACAAACUCGUGACCAACAGAGAUCAGAUGGACACGCCUCUGUCGCCCAUCAGCAACAAGGUGUCAACCUUCCCUGAGGUUCAGGGGAUGGUCAGCAUGACUUUCAGCGAGACGCCGUGGGAAACGAUGGAGUGGCUGGACCUGAUGCCACCCAGCUCAGCCACGGCCUUCAGCGUCCCCCCACCCAGUGGCCCCAGCAUCUUCAACACAGAGUUCCUGGAUGUCACAGACAUGAACUUGAAUUCUGCCAUGGACCUCCACCUGGAGCACUGGUGA